GACACACGCGCACUAGCACCAGCAGCCCAGCAGCAGUCCUCGCGCAACCUUCAGAUCAGUACAUCCCACUAUGCUUUGCGAUGGUCUGACAAGUGGAUCCAAGAUGGCGUAGAAAGUAAAGCUAGACGUUUUGUCCCUGAGUCAUGGCGGACAGGAGAGCGGAGAAGUCAUGUGAAGAAGCCAGCAGAUCGUUAGCCAGGCGGGAGUACGAGGCGGCAGUCAGCCACAGCACGGACGCCCUGGUGGUCCUUGCACCCCAAGCCCCACCUUCCGGUGCCCCCGUUCCGCCGAGCCCACCAUCCCUUGUCGCUACUGCCGGACCCCUCCGCAGCCGUGCCCUGCUCUACCGAAUUGCUGCCUUCUUGCAGCUGAAAAACUAUGAUGAAGCAGAUGAAGACUGCAAACAUGUCCUGGCAGAAGAGAUUGCCAGAGGAGACGGUUCGCUACAGGCCAGCUUGCGCUCCAUGCUGUUGGAUGGCAGCCUGCAGGAGGUGGUCAGCAUCCUCUCUAAAGCCUUGUAUGGAGAGCCAAUGAAUGGCAUUGUCGCAAAAGACCUUUCCAGAUUAAAAAUGCUCUUCUCAGAAAUCGAGGCUAUAAAUAGGGAGAUGGCACCCGAAUACACAGAUGACCAGGAGGAAGAGGUCCAAGAUGGCUGGCAGUUCCGGCCUCCUCCCCGAGGAGUCACCAGCAGUGAGGAGUACACCCUCUGUAAAAGGUACUUGGAACAGGGCCUGUGUCGGUACGGGGCCCAGUGUACGUCAGCCCACUCUCAGGAGGAGCUGAUGGAGUGGCAGAAGCGCUAUGCGUCACGCCUCAUCCGCCUCAAACAGCAGCAGGAGAGCAAACACUUCACGGAGAACUACAUGGAGACCCUGAUAGAGAAGUGGAUGAAUUCCCUCUCCCCAGAGAAAGUGCUAAGUGACUAUUUAGAUGGAGUGAAUGUAGAGACCAGCUCCAGCCUCUCUGUUACCGUCGCCACCAAAAAAUCCGCCCACUCCUGGACCUUCUCCUUCUUGUGCAAGCCGGCUAGAAAGCUGUACCGCAUCGCCCUGCUCUACGAUGCCCACCGACCACACUUCUUCAUCACAGGUGUGUCAUCUGAGGAGCGGUCGCAAGCCCUCCCCAAAGGGAGCCAAGAGUGGACUCCAGGAGAGGAAGCAGCAGUGGCACCAGACAACGGCCUGGACCACUGUGUCUACAAGGUAGCAGUGGGCUUCAGCACAGAAAUCUUUGGUACCUUCCGACAGACCGUUGUUUUUGACUUCGGCUCAGAGCCUGUGCUGAUGAAGCGGAUCAUGGUGGACGCUGCCUCUAUUGAAGACCUGGAACACCUGAUGGUCGCCAGGCAGCAGCUCUUGAUCACCGCAAAGCGCUGGGACUCGUCCUGUAAGACCAUCGUAGAAUUCUGUCCCAAUGAAACGAUGGCAGAACUGGAGCGGGGCCUCCUCUCCCGCUAUCAGAUCCCUCUGUCGGCCGAUCAGCUCUUCACCCAGUCAGUCCUGGACAAGACUCUGACCAAAGACAACUACCAGGCCCGACUGCAUGACCUGCUCUACAUUGAAGAGAUUGCACAAUACAAAGAAGUUAGCAAGUUUAACAUCAAAGUGAAUCUCCAGCUCGUCACCAGCUUCAUGCUGACAGGCAUCUCUGUUGGAGCCAAGUACGCCCAGAAUGGACAGCUCUUUGCACGCUUCAAACUCACUGAAACACUGUCUGAGGACACACUGGCUGGACGGCUGGUGAUGACCAAGGUGAAUUCAGUCCUGCUGCUGCCAUUUGGCCGUGAUGGGAUCAGCAGCCAUCCGCCUCCCGGGGUCAAAGAGCGUGUCUACGAGGCUGUGAUCGAGGAGAAGACCAAGGACUACAUCUUCCUAAGGAUCUGCAAGAACUGCUGUGAUGAGCUGGGGCUAAUACCUGACAGAGAAUUACAGGUGGAGCUCCAGUUCCAGCUGAACAGACUGCCACUCUGUGAGAUGCAGUAUGCCCUGGAUCGCAUCAAAGAUAAUGGCAUCCUUUUCCCGGACAUUGGCAUGGUCCCCACCAUCCCCUGGAGCCCCAACAGGCAGUGGGACGAGCAGCUGGAUCCCCGUCUGAAUGCCAAGCAGAAAGAGGCCAUCCUGGCCAUCACCACACCCGUGACUAUUCCCCUACCCCCAAUCCUCAUCAUUGGGCCCUACGGCACCGGCAAGACCUUCACCCUGGCACAGGCUGUCAAGCACAUCCUUCGCCAGGACACCAGCAGGGUCCUGAUCUGCACCCACUCCAACAGUGCGGCCGACCUUUACAUUAAGGACUACCUUCAUCCUUACGUCGACGCAGGCAAUCCGCAUGCCAGACCUCUCAGGGUAUACUUCAGGAACCGCUGGGUGAAGACGGUUCAUCCGGUGGUCCAGCAGUACUGUCUCAUCUCCAACACACACAUCACUUUCCAGAUGCCCACAAGGGAGGACAUCCUCAGGCACCGCGUGGUGGUGGUCACCCUCAGCACCUCCCAAUACCUCUGCCAGCUUGACUUGGAACCCGGGUUCUUCUCUCAUAUCCUGUUGGAUGAAGCGGCCCAGGCCAUGGAGUGUGAAACCAUCAUGCCUUUUGCUCUAGCUAGCAAGAGCACCCGCAUUGUGCUGGCUGGAGACCAUAUGCAGCUCAGUCCAUUCGUGUACAGCGAGUUUGCGCGGGAGCGUAACCUGCAUGUGUCACUGCUGGACCGACUGUAUGAGCACUACCCUCCUGAAUACCCUUGUCGCAUCCUCCUGUGCGAGAACUACCGCUCUCACGAAGCUAUCAUCAACUACACGUCGGAACUAUUUUAUGACGGGAAGUUGAUGGCAAGUGGGAAGCAGCCCUCCCAUAAGGACUUCUACCCUCUGACCUUCUUCACAGCCAGAGGAGAAGAUGUGCAGGAGAAGAACAGCACUGCCUACUACAACAACGCAGAGGUAUUUGAGAUCGUGGAGCGGGUGGAGGAGUUGCGCAAGAAGUGGCCAGUGUCCUGGGGCAAGCUGGACGACGGCAGCAUCGGAGUGGUGUCACCGUACGCCGACCAGGUGUUCCGCAUUCGUGCUGAGCUCCGAAAGAAGAGAAUGCAUGAGGUCAGCGUGGAAAGAGUGCUCAAUGUGCAAGGCAAACAGUUCCGGGUGCUGUUCCUCAGCACGGUGCGGACGCGGCACACCUGCAAACACAAGCAGACGGCCAUCAAACGUAAAGAGCAGCUAGUUGAGGACUCGACAGAGGACCUCGACUAUGGAUUCCUCUCCAACUACAAGCUGCUCAACACGGCCAUCACCAGAGCUCAGUCUCUGGUUGCAGUUGUGGGAGACCCCAUAGCGCUCUGCUCUGUUGGGCGCUGCAGAAAAUUCUGGGAGCACUUUAUCUCCAUCUGCCACGAAAACACGAGCCUACAUGGCAUCACCUUUGAGCAGAUCAAGUCUCAGCUUGAGGCCCUGGAGCUCAAGAAGACCUACGUCCUCAACCCGUUGGCCCCAGAGUUCAUCCCCCGUGCUCUCAGGCCAAUGCAAGGGCACCACUCUUCGCAGGCCCUCCAUGCCCACCACCAUCCUCAUCCUCAGCACGCACAGCCUGCCUCCAACAAGCAGGGUCCACAGCAGCAGCAGCAACAGCAGUCACCACCGAAGGGGAAACAUGCAAACCACACAGAGCACCUUCCACCUGAAGGAUAUGCCCAACCCAACCCAGCGGUGUUGAUGGGAAACCCUAUCCGUGCAUUCUCACCACCCCUGGGUGGCACACCGGCUGGCAUGGGCAAGUCACCAAGCCCUGUUCAGCGGAUAGAUCCUCAUACAGGCGCCAGUAUCCUCUACGUCCCGGCGGUGUACGGUGGAAACAUGGUCAUGUCCAUGCCCCUGCCUUUGCCUUGGCCAGGUUACCAGAAUCGCUUUGCUGUGGACCCUCGCAUCAUGAGCCACCCGGCAGCCAUGGCCUACAACUUCAAUCUGUUGCAGGCCCAGAAUCGAGGCUCUCCCAUCCCUUACAGCGGGGUGGCCCACCCCUCUCCUAUAGGAAUGGGCCAGCCCAGCCCUGACAAGGAGCUCCAGGCAGACCCCAUCAGAAAUGGUAAAUUAGAAGGAUGUCCAAAGUCAGAACAGAGCCGUCUUCAAACACCAGAGAGGAAAACCGCAGACAUGAAGGAAAAACAGGGAGAUUUAGACACAGGCCAAAGUCGAAGUCUAGACUCGCAGUCAGACGGGAUGGUUGGAUUUCCCAAUGCGCUGCUCCAUCGAAAAGAUCCCUCGGCUGCCCAAAGACCCCUCAACUACCACCUGGCACCACCCAACCCAGCUUUUCCUCCACAUCCUGCCAGUGGAAGGGCCUUCCCCCCACAGUAUCCAGUCUCCAGGCUUCCUUAUCGGGUCAGCCAGCCUCAACACCCAGGGAUGGCCCCACAGAGUCAACAGCAGCAGCAGCAGCAACAGCUCAGCCCUGCCUACACUGGUGGUAGCCACAACGCUUCCUUCUUCAGCGGCCCCAUACCCCCUCACAGGGCUGUCCAGUCUCCCACUUUGGAUGGGCCGGAGCCUGGAGGAGUCGAGGAGAUGAGUAGCUCCAUUAGGACUCCAAUGGGCCACCCAGGGAGCCACCACCCAGGCAUGUCGCAGCAUAAUAGGGUCAACAGCUUUGGGGAGGACGUACAGGAUGGAGGCCUGGGAGAGAGUUUGGAUCUCCAGGGUCCCAUGGCUCUAGAGGCCCUGAGCCAGCAGCAGCAGCAGCAGGCAGCCAGACUGGGCCAGUGGGGGGAGGCGGCAGGUCCUUUUCUCCAGGGCAGCGUCGCCUUCCCUAUGCCCCAACAGCUCGCCCACCUUGCUCAGCCCAGCAUGGCUCGCUUCCCCCAUCAGCUGCUCCGGGCAGCAAGUUGGGGCCUUGGUGCCAAUAUGGAGGAUGAGGCCGUUACUUCGGCCUCCACUGGGCCACCUUUCACCAGGUACCCGGGCCUCUUGAGAGAGAUGCCCCCACAGGAACAGCCUGAGCCCAGGGAUGCAGCUGAGAUGCAGCCCCCACCUCAGUCUCGUCUCCUCCAGUACCGCCAGUCCCAGUCCCGUGCCUCAGGUGACCCUUCAUCCUCUUUAGCUGCCACCUCCAAUCAUGCGGGCCCUUUCCCAUCAGGACCUUACUCCCAUGACGCCGGCCGCGAUCUCCUCAACGAAAACCUUCUCAACAACCCCGCUCUGCAGCAGCAGCUCCCAGGGAACCCCCUGUAUAACGCUGGUAGCUACCCACAUCAGCCACCAGCCCACUCUGGCAGCCCCCCUACCUCCCAGGUCAAAUACCUUCUGCAAGAGGCCCAGUGGCCUCAUGGUGGAGCUGCGUCAGUGAGCCCACCACAGCAGAACCACCUGUUAGGGAACCAGGGCCACGGCCUCCCUUAUGGACUGCCCAUCAUGGCUCACCCCAGCAGGCAGGAGCAAGUCCACCUGAUGCAACUUCACCAUCAGCACCAGCAGCAGCAGCAGCAGCAGCAACAGCAGCAGCAGCAGCAACAACAACAACAACAACAACAACAGCAGCAGCAGCAGCAGCAACAACAACAACAGCAGCAGCAGCAGCAACAGCAGCAGCAGCAACAACAGCAGCAGCAGCAACAGCAGCAGCAGCAACAACAACAGCAGCAGCAGCAGCAGCAACAACAGCAGCAGCAGCAGCAACAACAACAACACCAACAACAAAGUCAAGUUCCAGACCAGGAGUCCUACCACCCAUUGUCCCCCAGAACAUCAGCAGCCACAGCCCUUCACAACGUAGAUGAGUAUGAACCCAGAGGUCCAGGCCGGCCUCUCUAUCAGCGCCGCAUCUCGUCUAGCUACCCAGAUGAACCGUCUCCAGCCAUCGCCCACAAUGCUCUGUCGCAGCAGCCCCAGCCCUGUACAUCAGACCCCCAGGACCACCCUCAUCCGCACAUACAGCAUCAUCAGCACCCACACGCCCCCUACGGUUACCCCCCACACGACCUCUGGCCCAACGGUGGGGGUCCCGGUCCGUUCCAGAACAUUCCAUGUAACGGAGCCGGCACACUCGCUCAGCAUCGGGACCUUCUGGCUUCCAAGGCCCAUCGUCAGACGGAGGAGCAGGUGAAGGCCGAGGCCACAGCAGCACAGCAGACGCACCCACACUCCCUCAACUCCCUUCAGCACCUUGGACAGUUCCCUCCUCUCAUGCCCAAUAACAAGCAGCCGCAGCAGCAACAGCAGCCGCCACCGCCGCAGCAGCAGCCGCCGCCGCCGCCACCACCGCCUCAGGCUCCCACAGAGGCCAGCCAGGGGGCUCCAAAUCUAAGCAAGCCACCAACCAUGUCCUAUGCCAGCGCCCUCCGCGCUCCACCCAAACCCCGAGCUGUUCGCCCCGAACAGGUCAAAAAGAACAGCGACCCUCUCUCCCUCCUACAAGAGCUGAGUAUAGGAAGUUCAAAUGGUAGCAAUGGGUACUAUUCCUACUUUAAAUGAGUGUCACCCCCUCCCACAUAAUAAGUAAGUGAUGAAAUACAAAACUAAAAAAAAAAAAAAAAGGCAAAACUGUUUUUAAAAACACAAAAAAAAUAGUGCAAAGUGCAUUUUACAAAUUGUUUCUAUCAGUAGGUUUGUUUUCUGCAUUUUGUUUCAUUUUAACUUUUUAUUUGUAACAGUCAUCUUUUCUCCUGUUUCACAUAUCUGUGAAGAAAAUAAGUAUAUAUAAUGAAUGCAUUACUGGUAUAUAUACAUACUCAUUAUGUAUAUAUGAAUAUAUACUUAUAUUAUCUACACUUGUAUAUGUACGUAAUGCUUAAAAAAAAAAUUAUAAAAAAAGAACAAAAAAAUAAAAAAGGCGAGAUUCGGUUGACCACUUAGCUACCUGCAUAUUUUUCCUUAUUGAAGUUGGUUUUGUUGGUUACUAAAUAAGUAUGUUGAAGUUUUUAUCAUUUUGUAUUCCUCAGUUUUGAGUGGACGUUAACGUCUUGAUUUUCAUACUACUGUAGUUGUGGUAACGGACAAAAAGCUAAGUGGUCAACUGACCGAAACUACAUGGAACAGUGUAUAGAAGUAGAUAAAUUUUCCUCUAAUCUGUAAAUAUAAAGAAAAUAAAAGACUGAAUUGUAUGCCACAGACAUGUCCUUAAAUUCCUGUAUCAUGCUAGCAUUUGCAUUAUGAAUUAUUUUCCGUUUGUUGGCUUCUGAUCCUUAAUUCUUAGACAUCCUGGGAAUAGCUGGGAGUUACCUUCAGUGAUUUUUAGUAGUAAAUGUGAUUAUUUACUGAAAAAUAACAAUACAAAUAUUGAUUGUGUAUUUUACUUUUCACCAAUGUCUCAUCAGCAACAAUAGAAACAGUGUGAAAAUGUCAAAAUAGCAACAAUCAUGUCAUUCCUCCUUUGUUUGUUUUAAGGAUCAGAGAACACCAGACAUCGCUUUCUAUGAUAAGAUUAUCCCAAACUGCUUCGCUUGUGGCCGAUGCUCAGUCAUUUUAUUUUAUUUUAUUUUAUUUUAUUUUAUUUUAUUUUAUUUUAUUUCUUUCGUUUGUGUCAACAAAAAUUUUCACCACGGAAAUUGUUUCAAUAACUGUUGGGGAUAUGAAAUGUGUUUUUUUUUUAGUUUUUUCUUGUUGUUUCUUUUUCCGUCACUAAUUGACAUUGAGCUUUUUUUUUUUGCAAAGGUUUGCAGAAGGUUUGUGAAAGUGAAGCGAGAGUGGUGAGGUCAGAGUGGUGUGUCAUGAUAGGUAAGUCGAAACUGAGGGUGUGUUCAACACUGCCAGUCAGACGUUUUUUAAACACGCUAAAUGUUAGCAAUUUUUGGUUAAAUCUGAAAUAGUAAAUACACAUUAACAAUACACUAAUGUUUCUUUUUAUUUGAUUGGAAAUGGCCUGGAUCUUGGUCUCUUCUGCAAACAGUUUGUAUUAUUGUUUUGCAGUAGCUCUUUUUAAAGUAAACCAGAUUGUCCAAAGAUCUUUUGCCAUUUUCUCCGUAAGACAAUCUUUUAAUCUGAGUAAUAUAAACCCUAUAAUAAACAAUAGUCAUGUUUCUCUGUAUUUGCUCCCAGUUCCACCAAAAAACAUUGAUCAUUGACUAAAGCAUUUAAUAUUGUUUUCCUCUUAUUUCAGGGCAUUCAAAGCAAACAUCCCGUUCAGCACUCUGCUUGAGAUUUAACCCAAAAACGUUAACUAACCAAUAAGCUGUUCAAAGACGUUUGACUGUCUGUUUUUUAGACUGUGCAUAAUAAGAAUGAAAUGACUUGUACGUUGUUCCUGGUCAUUCAGAUAAUUACAUUAUUCACUUUUUUCAGUCUGAUCUGAUUGAUAUUAAUAUUAAAGCGGUAGAUUGAUCUCAUUCCCCUUUUAAUUGGAUUAAAAACCUUUACAUUUAGCGACGUCCACAUUACUUUCUUCUCUCGCAACCUAAAACACACGAUGAACAUCACGCAGGAACAUUCAUGUUCCAGUCAGUGAGUUGCUUGUUAUUAGUUGACACACACACAGACGGGAGGCCUCACAGCUUUACAUACACACGACCUCCACUGCUAACAUAGUGAAGCCCGGUGAUCUGAAGUCCCCUUGCAGGUAAAAUAUAAAAAGAUGCUGAUCCUAUAUCUGCCAAGGUUUUUUCCUUUUUAUGAUGAAAGCAAUACUGGAACCAGUCAUCCAGUGCUCGGUCUUGUUGUAUGUAAUUAAUUUUUAAUUGUUAAAAACACCACUGCCCCAUUUUGCCAAUGGAUAAAGUCGUAUUAAAAUCAUCCUGCUGUUUCAUGGCUUUCAUUUUGGCAGUUAUUAAAACGUCACUUCCUACAGAAAGCUAGUACCCCCCCACGGCUAAUAACUUCAAUGUGUUUUUAACAGUCAGCGGAGAGCUUCAUGGUUUUUAUUUGUACGUUUUUAAGUUUUGACAUUGUAACUCAAAAGGUCCAGAUUUUUUGACUUAGCGGAGAACAACACAUACUUGUAAAUAUGCAUUUUCUAGGUAUUUACAAACAAGAACUUUGGGAGCACCUCAAUUUUGUAGAAGCUGUUCAAAGAAGAGGUAUGCCCUUUUUAAUUAUGCAAAUUCACAAAAAAUAAGAAUAAUUCUAGAAAUGGACAACCCAGUCGGUAGUUGCAACAUCUUGUUGUAACUUUUUAGAUUUUUUUUUUUUCAUUUUUCUUAAGACGGCUGAUUUGACAAAGAGGAGACUUUCUGUUGCAGCUGUUAUAAGACGACUUAUUUCACUGUACAAUACAUAUUUUUAAGUAUAUGUUGCUGGAUUUGUCCUGUUCUGUUUUCUCACCGCUGUACAACAAUCAACAUGGAUUUUUUUUUCUUUUUUUUUUAUGUGAAGUUUUUCUUUUCAUGCAUGUUGAGAUGACCUGGCUGGUUUGAUCCCUGUUUUUAUCAGUUUGUAUUGAUUUGUGGAUGCAAAAAAAAAAACAAAAAACGGAAAAAACAAAACAAAAAAAAAAGCUUUUGUUCAACCUACAGAGUCAAAUUUUGGUAUAUUAUUUGAUGUGUACAAUAACUUGUGACAUUAUCAACAAAACUAUUAUAAUAUUUUACUAACAUGUCAAUCAAAUAUGUAAGUUCUUUCUUUUUUUUCUGCAGUUUCUUAGCAGGGCUAACGCUGAGGUUGCUCCCUGGUGUGUGUCGUAUUUACGAAGCUUUGGACAUGUUUGUUUGGGAGGAGGGGGGGGUCAUUUUUCUCCCAAAGCAGUCGUUGGCUAAUCUCUGAAGUUGUGCAAUACUAAUAUUUCACCGCUUCUUCACUUUUAUUUAUUUUUGAAGCAGAAGAGAUUGAGCCAAAGACAUUUUAAAGGGAUUUUUAUUUACAGGCUUCAUUUUUGUCCUUUCUUUGUUUACAAAAUGAGGAUCUUUGCCAUGAAACUAAGGGUCUUUACUCUUGUAAUGAAGUUGGAUUUUAAAUGUCAUCACCACCCAAUAUUGCACCAUACGAAUUAUUUUUCUUUAAAUGUUGCUUUUCAAAGAAAACGAAGCGUAACCAACUCGUGUGGCACACGGAAAGGGAGCAACCUUUUGCCCAGCCAGUAGAGAGCACUGUGUUCAGCCUUCUAUAAACGCCACAUCUCUUCCUGUUAUCUGUUUGCUCUCCUCUGUUCUUCCCUCGCUGCAGUGAAUCAAUGGCACACCUGUUCUCCCAGCAUCCCAGUCCCAUUGGUUCCUCCCUCGUGGGUACAAAAAUAAUGAAUAGAUCUGUUUUACUCUUCUUCAUUUCAAUUGGUGGUGGUUAUAAUAAAGGAUUUAGACUGUGUUUCAAAGGUUUAUUUUCUUUUUUUAUUUGUUUCUCUAUUAAAGUGUUUUUAUUGAA
Messenger RNA from Sebastes umbrosus (honeycomb rockfish), 10265 nucleotides. It is a transcript of the gene helz, whose product is annotated as helicase with zinc finger. Bases 144 to 6452 code for a protein of 2102 amino acids. Gene Ontology annotation, molecular function: metal ion binding; helicase activity. Gene Ontology annotation, biological process: regulatory ncRNA-mediated post-transcriptional gene silencing. The transcript is spliced from 33 exons. The record is from RefSeq and is a predicted model, not a curated record. NCBI's taxonomy places the organism in Eukaryota, Metazoa, Chordata, Actinopteri, Perciformes, Sebastidae. Gene Ontology annotation, cellular component: P granule; cytosol.